This is a messenger RNA of Humulus lupulus (European hop), 3599 nucleotides long. RefSeq names its product putative disease resistance RPP13-like protein 1. Lineage: Eukaryota; Viridiplantae; Streptophyta; Magnoliopsida; Rosales; Cannabaceae. Gene Ontology annotation, molecular function: protein binding; ADP binding. The coding region runs from base 55 to 3360 and encodes 1101 amino acids. The transcript has 2 exons. The record is from RefSeq and is a predicted model, not a curated record. Gene Ontology annotation, biological process: defense response to other organism.
GUAACAAGCUUGUCUUUCCAAAUCCUUCACUCGCUACCGAGGAACAGCUUGGCCAUGGAGUUUGUGGUUGGACCGGUUGUCUCUGCUUCAAUUGAGUUUUUGCUGAAGAAGAUUGCUUCUUCUGACGUGGCUAGCUUCUUGAGGGGAAAGAAAAAAUCUGGCUUUGAUAGGCUUCUUGAUAAGCUAGAGACUACGUUCUUCUCUCUUGCUGAGGUGCUUGGUGACGCAGAGCAAAAGCAGUUCAGAAACCCAACAGUCGAGAAGUGGCUGGACAAGCUUCAUGAUGCUGUGGAAGAUGCAGAGGACCUCUUUGACGAAAUUGAAUAUGAUGCUCUCAAACUCAAGGUGGAGGCAGAGUCAGAACCCGACAAAACUAAGGUGAGAAAACUCUUCUCUAGUUUUAGCUCAUCUGAUCAAGAUAGGAAGAUGGAUAUGAAUAGGAUUCUUGAGCGAUUGAAAGUUUUUGAAAAACAGAGGUACAUCCUUAAUCUACAAAAGGGUGUUGAGAAGAUCAGAUCACAUAGACCACCUUCAAUAUCAUCCAUAGAAUAUUCUGAAUUUUUUGGUAGAGAUGAUGAAAAGAAAGUUUUGAAAGGGAAGUUGUUGUCUGAGGAAGUGGGGAGUAAAAAGAUAUGCGUGAUUCCAAUAGUGGGCUUGGGCGGGAUUGGCAAGACUAAUCUCGCUCAAGCUGUUUAUAAUGAUGAUGAAGUUCAUAAGCAUUUUGAACUCAAGGCGUGGGUUUGUGUUUCGGAUGAAUUUGAUGUUUGUAAGGUAACGAAAACUGUCCUUGUAGCCAUAACUAGAGAUGCUUGUGCUGUUGAGGACUUGAGUGUGUUGCAAGAGAAGAUACAAGAAAGGUUAAAGAAAAAGAAGUUCUUGAUAGUUUUGGAUGAUGUCUGGAAUGAAGAAUAUAAUUUUUGGGAUACAAUGAGGAUGGUUUUCAAAGUUGGGUCGCAAGGUAGUAAGAUAAUAGUCACAACAAGAAGUGAAAAAGUUGGGUCAAUCAUGGGAACAACUGGAUCUUGCCAUCUUAAUGUGUUGAAGGAAGAAGCUUGCUUCAAGUUAUUUGUAAAGCUUGUAUUUGACAAUGAAGAAUUUGCUGCGGAUUCAGACUUGGGAAGAAUUUGCAAAGAACUUGUUAAGAAGUGCAAAGGUUUGCCAUUGGCUGUGAAAGCUAUUGCGAGCCUCUUGCGCUUUACGAAUGUUAAGGAAUGGAAAAGAAUAGCAAAGAGUGAUAUUUUUUAUUUGCCAGUUGGAGAGAAAAACAUCCUUCCAGCAUUGAGAUUAAGUUACCAUUAUCUCCCAUCUCACUUAAAACGAUGCUUUCUAUAUUGUUCGUUGUUCCCUAAAGACUAUUUAUUCAAAAAAGAGGACUUGAUCUUGCUAUGGAUGGCAGAUAAUUUAUUGGAGCAUUCAAGUGGGAAUAGGACAAUGGAAGAAGUGGGAUAUGAGUAUUUUGAUGAUCUAGUGUCUCGAUCGUUUUUUCAACCUGCAAGUAAUACUUACACAAGAGAUCGUUUUGUGAUGCAUGAUCUUAUGGUUGACUUGGCUAAUUUUGUAGCUACAAAGAAGUUUGUUUACAUAAAGAAAGACAAGCCAUAUGAAGUUGGAUUGAUGAGGCAAACACGACACAUUGCAUUUGAUAGAGAGAACCAACAUAUUUUCCAUGAUAUAUUCAAGUCAAUUUCUGAAGCAACUUGUUUGCGCACAUUUUUACCUGUUACUCAUUAUUUGUCUUCAACCACAUCACAAGAAGAUGUGUUCAAAGACUUGUCGAAGUUGAGGCAUUUAUCUUUAAAUGCAUAUGAAGGUGUCAAUGAAUAUGAAGAUGUCAAUGAAUUCCCCAAGUCUAAAGGUGAAUUAAGACAUUUGCGCUACUUGAAUCUCUCUCACAGUCCAAUCAAAGAAUUGCCUGAAUCUUUGUGCAUGUGGUACAAAUUACAGACCUUAAAAUUGAUUGGUUGUAAGAAUCUAACCAAGUUUCCCAAAAAUCUCCAUCAUCUCAUUAAUUUGAGAUAUCUCGACAUGAGUUACUGUAAAUUUUGUACCUUGCCACCACUUGGGCAGCUACCUUCUCUCAAAACUCUUUCGAUCGAAGAAUGUGAUGCAGUAGAGAUGGUGGGGCUUCAUUUUUAUGGGACUAGUCCUUCAAAAUCAUUUCCAUCACUGCAGUCUUUGAGAUUUGGAGGGAUGUCAAAGUGGAAGGAAUGGUCCAUGCCAGAAGCAAAUGUUGAAGUUUUCCCAAAGCUAACAUCACUAUCUUUAGGCGUAUGUAAGAGACUUACUGGAGAAUUGCCUCGCCUUCUACCAUCUUUAACAGAGCUUCGUAUUUUUCUUUGUCCUCAGCUUACGUCUUCACUCCCAAUGAUGCCAUUUGUUACCACUGUAUGGAUCGGGAGGUGUGAGAAGAUUGCAGGAUUCAAAUCAUGGAGUAGUCUUCUACCACCCUACAAAUACGAGUCCCUUCAAAAGCUUUCGAUUUCUGGCUCCUUCAACGUACUUCCUCUAGAUUCCUUUCCCAAUAUUAGGAAUGUCGAAGUUUUUAAUUGUAGAAAUUUCGAGUCUUUGUCACUAUCAAAUAGCCUAAAGUCUCUUUCCACUCUCUCUAUCGAACAAUGUCCUAACUUCACAUUAUUGCCUAAUAGCAACCUUGAUUGUCCAAUUUUGACUCUACUCCAUCUCCUCUCUUGCAACAAAUUACAGUUUCUGCCCGAGCCACUGUCGAGCCUCCUCCCUUCUUUACAAGAACUAGUUAUCGAUGGUUGUCCAGAAUUAGAGUCACUUACUGAAUCUUGGCUGCCUUUCAGUCUGCGUGAACUCACUAUUGAAAACUGUGUUAAGGUGAUCAAGUCUCGAAAGAAUUGGAAUUUGCAAGUACUUCCCAAUCUGACAACCUUUCGUAUUGGAGACUAUAAAGGUGAAGACAUGGACUCCUUUCUAGAGCAAGAGUUGUUGCCGACUAGUCUUACCUCUCUCCAAAUUGAUGGCAUUGCUUGUCUUAAAACCUUGGACGACAAAGGGUUUCGAAAGCUCACAUCCUUGAAAGAACUACGCAUCUUUGACUGCCACAACUUGAAGACACUUCCAGUAAAAGGGCUGCCACCCUCUUUUGAAGGCUUUCUGCCACCCUCUUUCGAAAGUUUCAUCAUCUAUCGUUGCCCUUUGCUGGAAGCAAAGUAUGAGUGGGAGAAAGAAGGCUUGUUUAAGAAGAUUACUUGCAUCCCUCUGCCUCAAGCUCCAAUGGGUAGGCAAUGGCUUUUAAUAAAGCCAUCCUUGACCUUGUUUGGACCCGAAGCACUACUGUUUCGCAUAGCCUUAAGUCUUUUAUGUAUAUAUUUAUAUAUGUUGUUCAAUUUGUAACAGUAGUGUAUUACAUUAAUGCAUGAGUUAAGAGAAAAAAAAAAAAAAGCAAGCCUUUUGUGUAUUCCAUUAAUACAUAUUUCUUCAAUCUACUUUUACGUGGAUGUAUUGCUAGCCUAUCAAUGAAUAAUCAAGUCAACCCCAACUACUACAACAAUGUUCCACACAGGUAUUUGUUUUUAACUUGUUUCAUCUUGCUAAUUUCUUUUUGUAUUAUUGUUUUUUAUUAUCAUAAAUUA